This is a messenger RNA of Botrytis sinoallii, 1788 nucleotides long. RefSeq lists its product as uncharacterized. The transcript is spliced from 2 exons. NCBI's taxonomy places the organism in Eukaryota, Fungi, Ascomycota, Leotiomycetes, Helotiales, Sclerotiniaceae. Gene Ontology annotation, cellular component: nucleus; cytoplasm. Gene Ontology annotation, biological process: circadian regulation of gene expression; entrainment of circadian clock by photoperiod. Gene Ontology annotation, molecular function: FAD binding; DNA binding. The record is from RefSeq and is a predicted model, not a curated record. The coding region runs from base 1 to 1788 and encodes 595 amino acids.
AUGUCCACCAGAAAAGCAACGGCAGCAGCAUCCGCCAAACGUAAAGCUAGUGCCACUCCAGAACCCAUCUCCCAUCUGAAUGGCUCCAAAAAGAAAGCAAAAGUCAGCGACGAUGACCACGAUUUAUCUGAACUCCGACAACCGCAUCACAGCGCAAAAGAGGCGGAAGAAAAUGGCAUUGUGCUGAGGAAAUACUAUCCCCAUGAAAUGUGUAAUCCGCGCGCCAUCGCAUAUAAUAAUAACGAAUUGGAGAGACCAAUUGAGGCUUUACACACUGCGCUUGCGGAAACGGAAAAGGAGAGGAAGGGAAUUGAUAAAGGACGGGAAUGUGUGGUUCAUUGGUUCAAGUGUGAUUUGAGGACGAAGGACAAUACGGCAUUGUGGAUGGCAAGUCAAAAGGCGAAAAAGUUGGGGGUUCCUCUUGUGGCAAUGUAUAUUGUUAGUCCUGAGGAUUUCGAGGCACAUUUAACGGCGCCGGUACGAGUGGAUUUUAUUUUGAGGACGUUGGAGAUUUUGAAGAAGGAUCUGGCGAAAUUGGAUAUCCCGCUUUAUGUUGAGACGAUUGAAAAGAGAAAGAAGGUCGAAGGCAGGAUUCUGGAAUUAUUGGGGGAAUGGGGAUGUUCGCAUCUCUAUGCGAAUAUGGAAUAUGAAGUCGAUGAGUUGAGACGAGAAGCUAGGAUGGUGAGAGCUUGCGUGGAAAAGGGUAUCUGUAUGGAUGUGAUACAUGAUACGUGUGUGGUUCGUCCGGGAGAAUUGAAGAGUGGACAGGGAAAACAAUAUGCGGUUUAUACUCCUUGGUUCAAAUCAUGGGUGGCGCAUGUUCAUGAGAAUUCGGAUCUUCUCGAGCUUUUCGAUGCCCCGGAAAAAAAUCCUUCCAGUGCGCGCGGAACUUUUGCAAAGUUAUUCGAAACGGAAAUUCCAGAUGCACCAAAGAAUAAAUCUUUGACAGCAGAAGAAAAGGAACGAUUCCGAUCCAUGUGGCCAGCAGGUGAACAUGCAGCCCACGAACGACUCUCGAAGUUCGCGGAUGAAAAAAUAAAUAAAUAUGGAGACCAUCGAAACUUUCCCUCCCUAAACUCUACCUCUUCCCUCUCAGUACAUUUCGCAUCCGGAACCCUAUCUUCCCGAACCGCCAUCCGCACCGCGCGCGAUCACAACAACACCAAGAAACUAAAUGCCGGGUACCAAGGAAUCCAAACCUGGAUCUCCGAAGUCGCGUGGCGAGAUUUCUACAAGCACGUUUUAGUCCACUGGCCCUACGUCUGCAUGAACAAACCCUUCAAGCCCGAAUACACCAACAUCGAAUGGGAAUACAACGGCAGCCACUUCAAAGCCUGGACGGAAGGCAAAACCGGAUAUCCGAUCGUCGACGCCGCCAUGCGCCAACUGAAUCACUGCGGCUACAUGCACAAUCGCAGUCGGAUGAUCGUGGGUUCUUUUCUCGCGAAACAUCUCCUCCUCGAUUGGAGAAUGGGCGAGAGAUAUUUCAUGGAACAUCUGAUUGAUGGCGAUUUUGCGAGUAAUAACGGGGGAUGGGGAUUCUGCGCUAGUACGGGGGUAGAUCCGCAGCCGUAUUUCAGAAUCUUUAAUCCGCUGCUACAGAGUGAAAAAUUCGAUGCAGAGGGUGAGUAUAUCCGCAAAUGGGUCGAGGAGCUGAGGGGGGUCAAGGGAAAGGCGAUUCAUGAACCGUAUGGAGAUAAAGAGGCGGCGAAGACGGCGAGGAAAAUGGGAUAUCCGGAGAGGAUUGUGGAACAUAAGAUAGAAGAAGAAAGGAAGAAAGUCGAGUAA